AUGCAAUCUCACAUCAAUUACCGUCUUGACUUCCUUGUAUUACUUGCGAAUAUCUUCUUGCCGCCGACCGUGUUGGUUUAUGGCUUGCUGCUGUUCGAUGUGCUUCCCUAUGUCGUGAGGUCAAGUUCAUUCCUUAGGAUCUCCUCCUAUCUUCUCGUAUAUCUGAGCUACUGGGCUGCCAAUGUCAAGUACAAGCAGCUUAAGAAUGAGCUGGAGGCAUCGCGCCGAGGGAGCGUCAUGCCGGUGCGCUUGAGAGGCAAAUGGCCAGGCAAUAUAGACGUCGUUGUGGAUGCCGUCAAAAGCUACAGAACUGGAUAUGCACUGGAGUUCUACGAAAGACGACUCAAUGAAAACAACUGUGACACACUGAACCUAAGGUUCUUCUGGACGGACCUGUACUUGACGAGGGACAACCGCAUUAUAAAAACCGUCCUCACCACAAACUCAAAUUUCGGAGUUGGGCGUUCCACCCAGACUCAAAUGCAUGACCUAUUUGGUGAUGGCAUUAUUAUGUGCCAAGGAGAGGCAUCAACAGCACAUCGGGCUCUCGUUCGGCCCUUCUUCGGUGGGUAUCUGCCGUUCAGGGGAAAAGGCACUUUCAUCAUGAACUCGACAGCACGAGAGCGUUCAAGGGAUUUCCAACUUUCCGAUCGAUAUCUGCAGAAAUGCAUCGGGGCUAUGCGCAGCCGCGCUCAGUCAAAUAAGCCAGUGGACUUUCAAGACAUAUUCCGGCGUUUCACAUUCGAUGUGGCAGGAGAGUUGUUGUUCGGGACUGAUAUUGUUAGGACCUUGGACGAACCUUUGCCAGAACCAGAGCAAACCACUGUAGAGGAUCAAGAAUCUAGCGCGAAAGGAAGUUAUAGUGAAUUUGCCCGUGCAUUUCAUCAGCUUCAAGUGCUUACGCUGGACCGUCAACGUUCGAGUUACUUUUGGCCCGUCAAGGAGUUCUUCAAGAACAAAACCACUACGUAUACUCAAACGGUGGACUCAUGGAUCAUGCCCCGUGUGAUGGAGGCGCUUAACAAGAAGGAACUACGAGAAGGCGAUGCCAAGAGUGACGAAGCUAGCUUUGUUGAUUAUCUCGUUGACUCUACUGGGGACUUGAAAUUCAUCAGAGACGAGUUGCUCAAUGCGUUGAUAGCUGCAAGGGAUGACUUGGCGUCUCUUUUCACAUUCGUCAUGUACGCUCUCAGCAUUCACCCUGAUAUUACUUCGAGGCUACGAGCGGAAGUGAUCGACACCGUGCCUGAAGGCUUACCAUCAUUCGAUCAAAUUCGAGAGAUGAAGUACUUACGGGCCGUUAUCAAUGAGACUCUUCGCCUCUUCCCACCGGUCGUACUCUCGGGUCGUGCUUCGAGGGAAUCAUUCCUCCUUCCCCCUGAUCGAACUUCGGAGGAUAAACCCAUAUUUAUACCUGGGAAUGAUACUCUUAUUAUCUUCCCAUUCUUGCUAAUGCAACGACGCAAGGAUCUAUGGGGUGAAGAUGCGGACCAGUUCAAACCCGAGCGAUGGUUGGAUGAACGUCGGACCAUGAAUUUCGAUUCUUCGGCGUUCCUCCCAUUUGGGGUCGGACCCAAGAGGUGCUUAGGACAAAGUUUCGCAUACCAUCAUACUAGCUUUGUGAUCAUUCGGCUUUUGCAAGUUUUCGAUUCCUUUGAACUACGCCAAAAAGACGGUGCUCCACCUGGUUCCUGUCCUCCAGAUUCUUGGCGUAAUGCGGGAGGGAGAAAAGCCAUUGAACAAGUAUGGCCAAGGGUUGCUGUCGCAUUAUUUGCACAGGGUGGCUUAUGGAUAAAACCAGUUGUCGCUUCGCAAAUGGCUCAAGGUUCAAGACUGGAGUCCUAAUGAUCUUGUUUCAGGUUCAUUUGUGGAUUUCAAAAGCUGCCAUUCGUACUGGGCGUCCCGUAAGAUAGCAUCGACUCAUUCAGCGUUAGUGCCAGCACGGAGGUCUCGGGGGAUGAUAAAUUCCAAGCACAUUAACGCGAGAUAAAUUGUAGUAGCGGGUUAGGUCAA
Messenger RNA from Cantharellus anzutake, 2013 nucleotides. Its product is annotated as cytochrome P450 monooxygenase CYP63. Bases 1 to 1845 code for a protein of 614 amino acids. NCBI's taxonomy places the organism in Eukaryota, Fungi, Basidiomycota, Agaricomycetes, Cantharellales, Hydnaceae. The transcript is spliced from 8 exons. Gene Ontology annotation, molecular function: iron ion binding; heme binding; monooxygenase activity. The record is from RefSeq and is a predicted model, not a curated record.